Messenger RNA from Daphnia carinata, 1703 nucleotides. RefSeq names its product splicing factor 3A subunit 3-like (gene noi). The transcript is spliced from 10 exons. The coding region runs from base 91 to 1611 and encodes 506 amino acids. The record is from RefSeq and is a predicted model, not a curated record. Gene Ontology annotation, molecular function: RNA binding; zinc ion binding. Gene Ontology annotation, cellular component: nucleus; spliceosomal complex. NCBI's taxonomy places the organism in Eukaryota, Metazoa, Arthropoda, Branchiopoda, Diplostraca, Daphniidae. Gene Ontology annotation, biological process: mRNA splicing, via spliceosome.
UGUUUUCCAAGCCAAAGCAUUGUGAUUUUCCCUUGUAAUACCGGCGUGUUUAAAUUUUACUUUAUUAAACAAUUCAGUUCGAUAAUUUCAAUGGAGACUUUGUUGGAGCAGCAGAGAAGGUACCAUGAAGAAAAAGAACGGAUUGUUGAUUCCAUGGUGAAGGAAACCAUCUUCAAAAAGACCACUCAGAGGGAGAUAAUCAACUCGGAACACCGGCAGAAAAUCUUGCUUGAUAGGUAUAUGGAGAGCACAAGAUUGUUGAAGGAAAUCUACGAAGACAAGGACGGCCAGCGAAAAGAAGAAGUUGCCCUUCUCUCCGGACCCAACGAGUUUGUGGAAUUCUACAACAGACUCAAACAGAUCAAAGAGUUUUACAAAAAGCAUCCCAAUGAAAUUGCUGUUCCAAUGUCCAUGGAAUUUGAUGAAUUUGCAAAGCAGAGAGAGAGCGGAGCUGACGAAACAAACAAUUUGGUUGAUUUCACUGAUGAAGAGGGCUACGGAAAAUACCUAGAUCUCCAUGAAAGCUACACCAGAUACAUCAAUUUGAAAGGAAUUCAAAAAGUGGAUUACAUCAAUUACCUGAACAUAUUCGACCGCCUGUUUGAUAUUCCUCGAGAUAAAAAGAAUGGCGAAUACCGAAACUAUCUUCAAGGCUUAGUAGAUUAUCUGGUUGAUUACGUUGCACGCGUGAAACCAGUCAUGGACCUUGACAAUCUUUUCCGCGAAAUCGAACAAGAUUUCGAAAAAGACUAUACAGCGGGGACGUUCCCCGGAUGGCCGAAAGAGACUACGGGAAGUGCUUUGGCAAAUACAGGUGCUCCGCUUGAUGUAUCAGCAUUUUCAUCUUGGGAGGAACUGGCCUCGUUAGGUCUCGAUCGCUUGAAAUCGGCCCUGAUGGCUCUGGGUCUCAAGUGUGGCGGCACACUCGAAGACCGAGCCAAGCGACUUUUCAGUACAAAAGGCCUCCAGGUCGAUGAAAUUGAUAAAUCCCUCUUUGCAAAAGGCCAGGGUAAAAAUCGAGGAACAACCGAGCAGGACAAAGAAGUCGAAAAACACAAGAAAAUAGCACUUUUAGAAGCCCAAGUUUACAAACUCGUUGAAAUCUUGUCCGAACCACGACAUGCCACCAAAGAGAAUGUUGAACGAAAACAGGCCCGGACAGACGGUGAACGAGAAGAAGAGGAGGAGGACGUUAUCGAGGUUCCAGAGGAUGAAGAUGACGAUGACGACGUCCCGUACAAUCCAAAGAAUUUGCCGCUCGGUUGGGAUGGAAAGCCAAUUCCGUAUUGGUUGUACAAAUUGCACGGCUUAAAUAUUAGCUACAACUGCGAGAUUUGCGGCAACUACACAUACAAAGGUCCAAAGGCGUUCCAGCGUCACUUUGCUGAAUGGCGUCACGCCCACGGCAUGCGAUGCUUGGGUAUUCCCAACACAGCUCACUUUGCCAAUGUAACAAGGAUCGAAGAUGCCAUUUCACUGUGGACGAAAUUGAGGAGUCAAAAGACGUCGGAACGUUUCGUCGCCGAUCACGAAGAGGAAUACGAAGACUCUAUGGGCAACGUCAUCCCCAAGAAAACAUACGAAGAUUUGCGCCGACAGGGUCUCUUGUAAAAUGAAAAUCGAAUGGAACAUGAUUCUAAAACAACUCUGGCGCAUUUUUACCUUCUCACCAGUUCCAAUUUCAAUACAGGUGUUCACAUUUU